Messenger RNA from Etheostoma spectabile (orangethroat darter), 736 nucleotides. Its product is annotated as complement C1q-like protein 4. The transcript is spliced from 4 exons. The record is from RefSeq and is a predicted model, not a curated record. Gene Ontology annotation, molecular function: protein binding. Lineage: Eukaryota; Metazoa; Chordata; Actinopteri; Perciformes; Percidae. Bases 56 to 697 code for a protein of 213 amino acids.
AAGCUCACACAGGUUUACAGACGGCACAGGUCACCAGGAAGCUGAAGGAGCAAGAAUGAAGAUCUCUUUGAGUUUCAUGCUGUUGCUGCUGCUCGGUGCCGUCUCCCAUGGUCAACAGCCUGAACCGACCGAUUCAAUGGUCCAACUGAUAAAGCUGUUGCAAACACUGGCUGCAGAACGAGACCAACUGAGGGCUGUAGUGGACAAGCUGAAGACUGAAGUGGACAAGCUGAAGACUGAAGUGGACAACCAGAAGACUGAAGUGGACAAGCUGAAGCAACAACAGCUAGUCCGACAGGUUGCAUUCUCAGCCUCUCUAGCGGUUGAAGGUGAACUACAUAUUGGACCCGUUCCCUCGGACACUCCCCUGAUCUACAAACACGUCCCCACCAACAUCGGCAACGCAUACAACUCAACCACAGGUGUGUUCACUGCCCCGGUGAGAGGAGCGUACCACUUUGAUUGGCAUAUGAAUUCAAUAAACAGCGCUACAGCAGCUUUCCUGGUCAAGAACACAGAGAACGUUUUUGCGGCACACGAGCGCCAGUCGGCCGGGUUCAUGAGUUCUUCUAACGGCGCCAGCCUACUGCUGGAGGUGGGAGACAAGGUGUUUGUGCGUCUGGCGGCUACAAGUAACGUGUUUGACAACUUCAAUCACCACACCACCUUCAGUGGACACCUGCUGUUCCCCAUGUGAGACAGACACAGCAGCUCUGUGACAGGUUGCUGUUGUCUU